Molecule: messenger RNA, 945 nt
Organism: Papilio xuthus (Asian swallowtail)
Lineage: Eukaryota; Metazoa; Arthropoda; Insecta; Lepidoptera; Papilionidae
Gene: Aanat
Product: arylalkylamine N-acetyltransferase
Exons: 6
Coding region: 155-940 (261 amino acids)
Molecular function (GO): N-acetyltransferase activity
Source: RefSeq, a predicted model, not a curated record
UCGCAAUCAUUCCAAGUUGGAUUCUCGCCGCGUCCUAUCGGGGAGCGAGAGCCGCAUCGGUUUCGCGCGCAAAAGUGACAGAUCUUAAAGAAUAGCGUAGUUUUAUUUACAUAUUUAAUUAAUUAUCAAUUAAUAAUAAAUUUACGCAUUCAAUAUGGCUGUUACAAGUGCUAGAAGCAUUGUGAAUAUCAAAGAGAAGGGACACUUCGAACCUGAAAAUGCCAGGAUUAAUAAAUAUACGUUGGCGGACAAGCUGCCGGCCCAGCUGUCGGAGCUGGAGCUGCGCCCGCGGACGAUGGCCAAGCCCUCCUACACGCUCUGCCGGCUCAGUCCUGACGACAAGGAUGCCGUGAUCGACUUCCUCAGAAGAUUCUUCUUCCGCGACGAACCCCUGAACCAGACAAUAAAUCUCCUGGAGACUCCAGAAUCUAGAUGUUUGGAGCUGGAAGAUUACGCCGUGAGUACACUGCACGAGGGCGUGUCAGUCGCGGCUGUUGACGACAACGGAGACUUUGUGGGAAUCGUUAUUAACGGAACAGUUAGGAGAGAGGAAGUCGACUACACAGACAAAUCGGAUGAGUGUCCGCACCCCAAGUUCAAGCGCAUCCUCAAGCUGUUGUGCCACCUGGACAGAGAAGCUCGCAUCUGGGACAAGCUGCCGCAGGAGUGCCAUACUGUGAUGGAGGUUCGGAUAGCCUCUACGCACUCCGAGUGGCGGGGGCGUGGACUUAUGAGAGUGCUCUGCGAGGAAUCUGAGCGACUAGCCAGAGAAGUGGGCGCUAGCGCUAUGCGUAUGGACACCACUUCAGCAUUCUCAGCAGCUGCCGCAGAAAGACUUAACUACAAGAGUGUGUACGGCAUUUUCUAUGAGGAGCUGUCGUACGCGCCUCACCCAGCGCCGCCGCAUCUCGAGGCCAAAGUCUACAUCAAAGAGCUAUAAGCAAA